Arachis ipaensis is the source of this 722-nucleotide messenger RNA. The record is from RefSeq and is a predicted model, not a curated record. NCBI's taxonomy places the organism in Eukaryota, Viridiplantae, Streptophyta, Magnoliopsida, Fabales, Fabaceae.
UGAACCCCUGUUCUGAUGGCGGCAGUUCCGACGGAGGCAGACGGCAGUGACAGGAACCACCUUAGCCUCGGACCUCUCCCCUUCUUCUUCACGAACGUCGGGCUCCUCCAUGUGCGUCCUCUCUCUCCUGGCAGAACCCCUAUUGACGGCGACGACGAAACGGUGGCGGUCAGUGGCGCAACGGCGGCGCUACGGCUCAACCUCGGUGGUGCGAACGGCAACCCGAACAGCCCACCUCCUUCAUUGCGCCACACCACCUCUGCCUCUCUCUCAAUCCCAGCAUCAUUUUUCCUUCUCAUUCGAGCUCGACGGCAAAGGAUCCACGGCGAGGCAGAACGGCAAGGGCGGCUUCAAUGGCGACGGCGAGGAAGCUCAGCGACGGUGACACUGGUGGCGCUGGCUUCCCCUGGCGAUGAUGAAGUUGGCCUGGCCGUAGCGGCUGCGCGACGCGACAGGGACUGGGCGGCUCCUUCCUCCCCUGCACGCGUGCCCUCCCUUCUUCUCUCUCUCAGACUCUCCUUUCUCCUCUGAUAGCAACGGCAGCGAUGGUGGCAGUGACAUCCACCGCGCCGCCUCCCUCUUCUCCCCCCUCUCCUUCCCCACUCGGUCCCCCUUCCUUCUUCCCCUUUCUGUUUCAUUUUUUUUCGUUCAAGAAGAAGAGGAAGCUGCGCAUGCUACUGCUGCUGGGUGAGGGAAACAUUGUGGGUGCUACGGCUGGGUCU